Messenger RNA from Myxozyma melibiosi, 1000 nucleotides. RefSeq names its product DnaJ protein, subfamily C, member 9. Gene Ontology annotation, molecular function: heat shock protein binding. Lineage: Eukaryota; Fungi; Ascomycota; Lipomycetes; Lipomycetales; Lipomycetaceae. The record is from RefSeq and is a predicted model, not a curated record. The transcript is spliced from 2 exons. Bases 1 to 945 code for a protein of 314 amino acids. Gene Ontology annotation, cellular component: nucleus; cytoplasm.
AUGGCGCGGAAAGGAAGGCCAACAAAGAAAGAGGAGGAGAAGAAGAAGAAGAAGGAGGAGGAGUAUGAAGAUGAAGAGGAGGAUCUCCCGACUGAGAUUGAUCCCUACGAGGUGCUCGGGGUAUCGCGUACCGCUACCAGCGCGGAGAUCAAGAAAGCGUAUCGCAGACUUGCACUCGUGCACCACCCCGACAAGCAGCAGCAGCAGCAGCAGCAGCAGCAGCAGCAGAAAGAAGACACGCACAAGAAGUUCCAGGAGCUGGUGUUUGCGUACGGCGUGCUUUCAGAUGAGGUGAAGCGCAAGAGGUAUGAUGCGACCGGCAGCUUAGCGGACGCGGACGCGGAAGGCGUGUUUGGCGAGGACGGGUAUGGGUGGAAGGAGUUUUAUGAUGAUAUGUAUGGCAAGAGCGUGACGCAGGAGAUGAUUGAGGAGGAUAAGCGCGAGUAUCAGGGCUCGGAGGAAGAGAAAGCAGACGUGUUGGAAUACUACACCGCUUCAAAAGGCAGCAUCGACUACAUCUUCGAACACCUCCUGCACUCCUCAAUUCUAGAAGACGAACCCCGCAUCCGCUCGAUCCUCGACGCCGCGCUUGCCGCAGGCGAAAUCAGGCCCUACAAAGCCUACACGAGCGAGAGCACCUCGACGCACGCGAAACGGCGGCGGGCGGCCGAGGCGGAGAAAGAGGAGGCGGAGCAGAUGGCGGACGAGAUUCUGAAGACGAAAGAGGAGCGGAAGAAGUUGAAGAGCGGGAGCGAGGACGAUUUGGCGGCGUUGAUUCGGAUGAGGAAUCAGAAUCGGAUGGGCUCGUUUCUUGAUGAUUUGGAGAAGAAGUAUGCGGGGGGGAAGGAGAGUAAGGCGAAGAAGGGGGGAAGGGGAAGAAGAGGAAGAGUGAGGAGAGUGAGAUUAGUGAGGAGGCGUUUCAGGCGGCGCAGAGUAAGAUUUUGAAAGGGAAGAAGAGACAUUGAUUGUUAUGUAAAAAAUUCAGCGAUUUAUUAUAAGU